Molecule: messenger RNA, 3045 nt
Organism: [Torrubiella] hemipterigena
Lineage: Eukaryota; Fungi; Ascomycota; Sordariomycetes; Hypocreales; Clavicipitaceae
Source: the annotation of a GenBank genome assembly
CUCUAGCUUAGCACGGCAGAAAUAUUGUUGCGAGGUUUAUAAUCAGGCUUGUCCCGCCUCUUUUCUCAGCGCUCAAGCUAGCUACGCCGAGUUCCCCAUUGAUCGCGUGCCUGUCUCACUUUCUCUCGCCAUGGUCCGCCUGCUCUCCUCGCUAAUCCCCUUGCUGGGCUCUGCGCUAGCUAUCCACCCCGCGGUGCUCGAACGCAGCGCCAAUCCCGCUGGUAGCCUCGUCGCCCGCGCAUACCCCGACGAAGCCUUACGAUGCAUUCAGGUCGAAAACCCUGUGCUUUUGCCUAACAGCAUUACGCAGGAUGAUGAGACAAUUGCGCGCCCGGCACACGAGCUGCCGUCGUGCAAGCAGGUUGUUGUCGAGCAUGUCUUUGGCAACAGCUAUGGCGCGCCCUUUGUCGGCGACUACACUCCUCCAGACUGCAAGUUCAACCGAGUUGUUCUCAACCUGACCAUCACCUCGACAGGCCUCCAGUACGACCGUCUUGGCUUCAUCUGGCUCGGCGACAAUGAAAUCUGGCGCACCACCACGGCCGAACCAAAAGCCAAGCCUGGCAUUGUCUGGACGACCUGGAAAGAGGUCACACCUUUCCUCUCGCUCUGGAAGACCAAACAGAAGCUCAUCUUUGAGCUCGACAAUGUCGUCAAUGACAUGUACACCGGCUACCUCAACACCACAGUCACCGCCAUCUUCAUCGACGAUCCCAGCACGGGCGCCAGCGCACCUCCCGCCGACCAAAUUGUCGCUGUUUCCGCACGCCGUAGUGCCGCUGGCCAGCAGAGCUCGUGGCACUAUCCCACUGAAAAGACCGAGCUACAGGUGACUCUGCCGCGCAACAUUAAGCGUGCUGUCUUUUCUGUCGCCGCGGCUGGCCAGCACGACGACGAAUUCUGGUGGCAGAAUGCUCCUGACGAGGCGAUGCCAUAUCUUCCCAGCGACUAUGGCUUCAAGGGCGGCUUCCGUGAAGUGCGUGUCCGCAUUGAUGGUGAUGUAGCUGGUCUUGCAUGGCCGUUCCCCGUUGUAUUUACCGGUGGUGUAGCCCCGGGAUUCCACAGACCCAUUGCUGGGCCGCAGGCGUUUGAUAUGCUCGAGCAGGAAAUCGAUAUUACCCCGUGGCUUGGUGUCCUGUGUGACGGUCAGCCGCACACGUUCUCAAUCGAGGUGGUUGGCCAGAGCGAUGCCACGGGCGUCUACGACUUUUGGUACCUCUCAGGCAAGAUCUUCCUGUGGUUGGACGAGGCAAACUCUAUCAUAACGGGAGACAAGCCGAUUGUGGCCCUGCCUGACAAUAACUACUUGCCCAAUGUUCAACACUCAUCAGACAACGUCACAACAUGGACGCAGACAGUUACCCGUACAAUCGAGGUUGUUGGCAUCCUCCACCGUAACGGAAAGCUGAUUGCGCCCAACUGGUCCCAGACAUUCUCCAUGGUCAACAAGGGCCUGGUCAAGGAUAACUACCAGGUCUUUAAUGCCAAGUACACGGGCCGCGACCAGAGCACCGUGAAUGGCGCUUCGGUCUACUCAGUCCGCUACAACUACCCCAUCUACCUUGACUACAACACGUCACUCGCUGGACCCGACUACACUAGCAGUACUCGCGCUACGUUAGACCAGACCAUGGAGCGCACUGUCUCUGACCAGACUGUCUACUCGAAUGGCCUAGAGCCGUUCCUCGCUCAGAUCCCUGGCCUUACCGGCUCGGAUGUAAACACAAAGAAGCACAGCACCGUGUUCCAAUACACCCUGAAGAACGGCACCAAAGCCUACAACAGCACGGCCGAUCAAACGUGGACACUAAGCGGCCUGAAGAGCGGCGCCUCUAGUGCACACCCGCUUCUCUACAAGCGCGAUGUCUCGGAGAAGAACCAGGCCUACACCAGCGACAAGACGUAUGUCUAUGGUGGUUCUGCUGCUGCUGCUGGCGCUAUUGGGCUGCAGGGAUCAACCGCAGACGGCUCCGUCAACGAGGAUGAUAGCCGUGGAUCGCCAGCACAAGGUUUGUCCAAGCAAUUUGCGCAGGACGACUUUGCCUUCCGCCCAUUCCACAGCUUCCUCAACAACAUGAUCAACGACGAAGGACAAUCUAAGUAACCAAGUUAUGCGCUUCAAGCGAACAUGACAUGCUACGUAGAUUUUUGUAUAUGAGAGUAAAUUCAAAAGAUAUAUGCAAAUGCUAAAUAUGAGUUCGUUAUACAUCGUCAUCAUAAGUUUUAUACAAGUCCCAUCCUGGGCACCCAUUCUGCUUCUUCUCAUCCGUCGACACUCGCGCCAUGUUUAAUCAGCAACGCCGCCAGCGUUGUCGAUCCCUCUUGCACCGCAUAAUGAAGGGCUGUUUUCUCAUGACAGUCUUUAAAGUUUGCAUCUGCCCUCUCCUUGAGAAGCAUUUCCACGGCGCUAUUCCUUCCCGCUAUAACGGCCCUGAUGAGAGGUGUUUGCUCCAUGUUAUUUAAGAUGUUGACAUUUUUCGUCUUGCGGAUAAUGUAGCGCAAUAUGCUAUCUGUCGACGAUUCCACCGCAAUAUGCAGCGCAGCUUGCCCGUUAGGCCCGAGCUGCGUCAGGCUCGCGCCGCUGUUAACCAGAAAGACCGUCAUCGGUUCAUCGUGCUUCUCCAGCGCUAGAUGCAGCGGCGUACCUAGCGGUGGCAUGGAUAUCGUCGCGACAGACUCUGUCGCUGGGCUCUCUGACCAAGGUGGUGGCGGUGGAGGGUUAUCCGUUAGUUGCAUCAGCGAGGCUGCGAGCACGUCGUUCUCUGAGAGCGGGCGGCGUUCUUGGGCUUGCUUGUCGGGCACAACCAGGCUCUCUUGAGUCUCUGUGAGGCCUAAGCCUGCCAUGCCAUUCAUAUCCAGCGAGAAAUCCUGCCCGGUCCACGAGUCGCCGUUGCUAGCGAGUACGUUGGACGGCGACGCUAUGCCGAUACCCAUGAUGGCAUCAAAUUCGAAGCCGGCAUCCUGCGACACAUACUCGCCUGGGGCAUCGCCCUCGAUGUUCUUAAGUGCAUCCUCCAGUGCGGCAAUCUUUUGUUUUUGGCUAGC